Rhodamnia argentea is the source of this 1684-nucleotide messenger RNA. Its product is annotated as regulator of nonsense transcripts UPF3-like. Gene Ontology annotation, cellular component: nucleolus; cytoplasm. Gene Ontology annotation, biological process: nuclear-transcribed mRNA catabolic process, nonsense-mediated decay; positive regulation of translation. Gene Ontology annotation, molecular function: mRNA binding. The record is from RefSeq and is a predicted model, not a curated record. NCBI's taxonomy places the organism in Eukaryota, Viridiplantae, Streptophyta, Magnoliopsida, Myrtales, Myrtaceae. The transcript is spliced from 10 exons. The coding region runs from base 127 to 1278 and encodes 383 amino acids.
GAAAUGAUCGGUUUGAUCGCUCAAAGGUAAACUCUCUCUCUCUCUCUCUGUUCAAUUGCACAAAGCAGAGCGGCGGAAGAUCGAAGCCAAUCUGCAUCUUUCGGUUGGUGGCAAGGGUGAUCGGCGAUGAAGAAGCGACCGUUGGACCGAACGAAGGUGGUUUGGCGUCACUUGCCACCCUCGAUCACGCAGGCAUUUCUGACCGAGCAAAUCGACAAUGUCUUCUCCGGGCGGUACGACUGGGUCUCUUUCUGUCCUGGCAAGAGCAGCCAGAAGCGCCAUACUCUUUCUAGAGCCUACAUCAAGUUCAAGAGGCUGGAGGAUGUUACUGAAUUUGCGGGGUUCUUUAAUGGGCACGUGUUUGUCAACGAGAAGGGUGCUCAAUUUAAAACAAUUGUUGAGUAUGCUCCUUUUCAACGUGUUCCGGCUCAACGUUUAAGGAAAGAUAGUCGUGAAGGGACCCUAAUUACAGAUCCUGAGUAUAUCGAAUUCCUCAAAUUUUUGGUAAAGCCUGUUGAGAAUCUUCCCAGUGUGGAGAUACAGCUGGAGAGAAGAGAGGCAGAGAGAUCCGGUGCUGCAGAAGGUGUUCCUAUUGUUACGACGCCUCUAAUGGAUUAUGUUCGUCGGAAAAGAGCUUCUAAGAGGUCAAGGACAAGAGGCAAAUUGAAGAAAAAAACUGGGAAAUCAUCAGAUGAAACUAGGCCUUCAUUAUCAUCUAAACUCAAUGCUGAAAAGAGAAGGACUUCCACAACAACGGGUGCUCUGACUGACGUGGCAAGUAAUAGUUGCAGCAUAGAGAAAGCAACUUGCAAUUGUAUUGCAAAAGUAGAGAAGUUACAGCUUUGUAACAAAUCUAAUACCAUGGGGCCCACGUUUCGAGCUGAACUCUUGGGUGGCGACAGUGGUAUGGCUAGGACAGUGAAUUUGUUCUUUGAGCGAUGGCUAUGGAGUAUCUGGUUUUGGCAACUCAAGGAACAAAAAAAUCCAGCGUUCAAAAAUAAGUUAUUCGGUGGUAUGUCACCGCGGCUAUUCCAAGAAAAACACAUGACAGUUCCAUCGGCUGAUAAGCAUGAUCACCGAAGUGAAAAACGUAAUCUUGUAAACCAGGAUGUGUGUGGAUAUCUGCCUGAGAUUCAUCUAGGAAAUGAAAAAGAAAAGCCACCUGGGGCCACACCUGUACAACCAUCUGUAAAAGAUGCAAACAUUGCCUUUGAUGUGGUUGUUGGGAAUGACUUACUUGAUUUGGGAGAUGAGAAACUGGAAACCCCAGUAAGGUAGAAGGAUCAUGUCAUUAGACCUGACCUGACCAUGUUGUAAGACCUCUCUGCUUUGUCAAUGGAAGGGAUCAAAUGCAAAUGAUGAGGCUCUAUCUCGGCAUUAAUAUCUGCUAAGUGUCCCUUAGAGUCUUCAGAUGCAGGCAAUGCAGAUCCUCUACAAGAGUGAGAAGUAGAGGCAGCAGUCAAGUCUUCUGUAAAAUGGUUGGUUUGUGUUUGGGGAUCUCAAUUACUUUCAGUCAAUAUUUUGUUUCAUAUGCUUUUGGUGCAGUUAUCGUUGUCAAACCCUACUAGAAAGGAAUGGAUGCCAAACGCGAAUAUGGUCGGCAAUUUAUGUUUCCCUUUGACAAUCUUCAUUUGUGUCACGAAUUUUAUAUGUUUAUCUGUCAUAUCGUAACUUUAAAACUUAA